This is a messenger RNA of Effrenium voratum, 2136 nucleotides long. The record is from the annotation of a GenBank genome assembly. NCBI's taxonomy places the organism in Eukaryota, Dinophyceae, Suessiales, Symbiodiniaceae.
AUGUUCGAUCACCACAAAGUGGAACUGGAGUGGGGCGGUCGCCCGCUUACGCUCGAAACCGGCAAGAUCGCCCGGCAGGCCGACGGCGCCGUUCUGGCGACCUAUGGCGAAACCGUCGUUCUGGCCACCGUCGUCUCCGAGAAGAGCCCGCGUGAGGGCCGGGACUUCUUUCCGCUGACAGUCAACUAUCAGGAAAAGACCUUUGCCGCCGGCAAGAUUCCCGGCGGCUUCUUCAAGCGUGAAGGCCGUCCGUCGGAAAAAGAGACGCUGACCUCACGCCUGAUCGACCGGCCGAUCCGCCCGCUCUUCGCCCCCGGCUACAAGAACGAGACGCAGGUCGUCCUCACCGUUCUGCAGCACGAUCUGGAAAACGAUCCCGACAUCGUUGCCAUGAUCGGCGCGUCGGCCGCGCUGACCAUCUCCGGCGUGCCCUUCAUGGGCCCGAUCGGCGCCGCCCGCGUCGGCUACAUCAAUGACGAAUUCGUGCUCAACCCGCAUGUCGACGAGAUGGAGGAAUCCGAUCUCGACCUCAUCGUUGCGGGCACCGCCGAUGCCGUUCUGAUGGUGGAAUCGGAAGCCAAGGAACUGGACGAGGAAGCCAUGCUCGGCGCCGUCAUGUUCGGCCAGCAGGCGUUCCAGCCGGUCAUCAACGCGAUCAUCAAGCUCGCCGAAGUGGCUGCCAAGGAACCGCGCGACUAUGCCCCCGAGGAUCUCAGCGAACUUGAAGCGACGAUGGGCGGCCUGAUCUCCGACGAACUGGCCGAGGCCUACAAGAUCACCGACAAGGGCGCUCGCUACGCCGCCAUCGACGCCGCCAAGACCAAGGUCUUCGAGACGCUCUACCCCGAAGGCGCCGAGAACCCGGCCUGGAACCCCGAGCAGAUCAAGUCCGUCUUCAAGGACCUGCAGGCCAAGGUCGUGCGCGGCAACAUCCUCAAGACCAAGACGCGCAUCGACGGACGCGACCUGUCGACGGUCCGCCAGAUCGUUUCGGAAGUCGGCGUCUUCCCGCGCACCCACGGCUCGGCCGUGUUCACGCGCGGCGAAACCCAGGCCAUGGUCGUUGCCACGUUGGGUACCGGCGAGGACGAGCAGUUCGUCGAUUCGCUCACCGGCACCUACAAAGAGAAUUUCAUGCUGCACUACAACUUCCCGCCCUAUUCGGUCGGUGAAGCGGGCCGCAUGGGAUCGCCGGGCCGCCGCGAGAUCGGCCACGGCAAGCUGGCCUGGCGCGCCGUCCAUCCGGUGCUGCCGGAAGCGGAAGAAUUCCCCUACACGCUGCGCGUCGUCUCCGAGAUCACCGAAUCCAACGGCUCUUCCUCCAUGGCGACCGUCUGCGGCACCUCGCUGGCGCUGAUGGAUGCCGGCGUUCCGAUCAAGGCGCCCGUGGCCGGCAUCGCCAUGGGCCUGAUCCUGGAAGGCGACGAGUUCGCUGUCCUGUCGGACAUUCUCGGUGACGAGGAUCAUCUGGGCGACAUGGACUUCAAGGUCGCGGGCACCGCCGAGGGCAUCACCUCUCUGCAGAUGGACAUCAAGAUCGCCGGCAUCACCGAGGAGAUCAUGAAGAUCGCCCUCGACCAGGCCAAGGGCGGCCGCGCGCACAUUCUGGGCGAGAUGGCCAACGCGCUGUCGGAAAGCCGUGAGGAGCUGGGCGAGUUCGCCCCGCGCAUCGAGGUGAUGAACAUCCCGGUCGACAAGAUCCGUGACGUGAUCGGCUCGGGCGGCAAGAUCAUCCGCGAGAUCGUCGAAAAGACCGGCGCCAAGAUCAACAUUGAAGACGAUGGCACGGUCAAGAUUGCAUCGUCCUCGGGCAAGGAGAUCGAGGCGGCCAAGCAGUGGAUCCACACGAUCGUUGCCGAGCCCGAAGUGGGCGAAAUCUAUCAGGGCACCGUGGUCAAGACCGCCGACUUCGGCGCCUUCGUCAACUUCUUCGGUCCCAAGGACGGUCUCGUUCACAUCUCGCAGCUUGCGUCUGAACGCGUCGGCAAGACCACCGAUGUCGUCAAGGAAGGCGACAAGGUCUUCGUCAAGCUGAUGGGCUUUGACGAGCGCGGCAAGGUCCGCCUGUCGAUGAAGGUCGUCGAUCAGGAGACCGGCAAGGAGAUCGAGCGCAAGAAGGAAAAGGCCGACGAUUGA